This is a messenger RNA of Cuscuta epithymum, 820 nucleotides long. The record is from the annotation of a GenBank genome assembly. NCBI's taxonomy places the organism in Eukaryota, Viridiplantae, Streptophyta, Magnoliopsida, Solanales, Convolvulaceae.
CGGCGGAGGACGAAGCUGCUGUUACUAAUUCCGCCAUGGAUCUGUCGCCGGAAUCUGAAACAGAGAUGUUUCUGUCGGUGGCGGCGGAAAAGCCUCUUGCCACUUCACGCUUUGCUCACCGUGGAAAACAGUCGGUGAGAUCCACCCCGGAAGGUGGGAGAGGUUUGAGAGUGGCGAGGCAGAAGAAGCAGCUGGAGACGCUGGAGAGCACGUGGAAGACGAUCACGGAGGGGCGUCAUGCGCCGCUGACGAGGCGCCUGAAAAAAUCUGAUCCCCUUGAGAACCACCAGAACCUGAACCGCGGCGACGCCGCCACCGCAGCAGACGGUGACGCUUCUGUAAAGCGGCCGGUGUCGCGAAACCCGGGGAUGAUGAUUCUUCGGAAAGAGCCUUCUCUGAGUCAGGACGAGUUGAACCGCCGAGUUGAAGCGUUCAUAAAGAAGUUCAACGAGGAGAUGAGGAUACAAAGGCAGGAGUCGUUACAGCAGUGGAAGGAGAUGAUUAACCGUGGGGCCAACUAGUUGUCAUUUCUUUUGCUUUUCCAUUUUUGGCCUUCUUUCCUUUUAUUUAUCUUUUUAAAAAAUCUUUUUAGAAAAUGCUUAGCGAAAAAUUAACUCUUUCUUCUCAGCCCCUGCCUUUUAAAAAACAAGGGCUAUUAUUGACUGUAUAAAAAAAUCUUUAUUAUUUUGUAUUUUAUAAGUGCGUGUAUAUUGUGGAAUGUUAGUAGAUUUACUAGAUUUGUGUAAGAUUUGUUUGUGAAAUUGAAUAUAUGAACAUUGCUUAAUUUGAAGUAUGUACGAGUAUUUAUAUGUUUUCAUUU